CCGGGAAGCCGCGUCGCGCGGGCCCCCGGGAUGUACCGCAGGGGCAGGGGCGUGCUGCUGAAGGAGAGCGCGCUGGCCCUGUACAACAACCUGAGCGUGCUGCCGCUGCCCGCCAAGCAGCUCGCCUACUUCGCCUGCGUGCACGGCGGCACCGUCAACCUGGUGAGCGCCGCGGACGACGGGCUCGGCGCCUCGCACCGGCAGCUGCAGGCCAAGGAGGGGAGCCUGGGCGUCGGCGCCUCGGCCAUCACCCAGGCUGCUUGGUGUGUCCUGCCUUCUAGGGUCCUCUUGGUCCUGACGUCACGGAAGGGUAUCCAGAUGUAUGAGUCGGAUGGCUCCGUCAUGGUGUACUGGCACGCUCUGGAGGGCAUGGAGGCUUUGCCAGGGCAGGCAGUUUUUGCUCGUGGAAUUGCAGCAUCUGGACAGCGCUUUGUUUGUGUAGGGACAUCCUCUGGGUCAGUCCUUGUCUUUGACGUCCCCUCCAAAGGCACCAACAUCACGCUGAGCGAAGUCCUGGAAAAGCACUGCAGCUCCAUCACCGACGUUGGCGCAGAGCUGUGUGAGCGGCCGGAGGGAGGUGCUGACCUGGUGACGGCGGAUGACUCCGGAGCCUUGUGUGUCUGGUGUGCUGGAGACAAGUUCAAGCUGAUCACCAGAAUCACCCCUGUUUCUGAGUCCACCUGCUCCUCGGUGAAGCUGUGGAACGGGGUGAUCGUGGCUGGUUAUGGGAAUGGGCAGAUUCGUCUCUAUGAGGCAGCCAGUGGGACCCUGCGGGCGGAGGUUAAUGCUCACGCACGCUGGAUCUACGCCCUGGACCUCGCCCCGCAUUCAGGCAAGCUCCUGUCUGCUGCUGAAGACUCCUUUGUGCAGGUCUGGAAGUUGAGCCGCAAUUCAGACACACAGGAUAUUGAGGUGGAGCACUGCCACACAGAGUGUGUGGCCGACACCCUGCUCUGCGGUGCCCGCUUCUGCGACCCCGAGGGCAGCACCUUCGCCGUCACCGGCUUCGAGCUCAGCGAGAUAAUCCGCUUUGUGCAGGCGUAGCCCUCCUGGGGCUCCCUGGAGAUGGGGGGGCGGGGGGCUCUCCCGCCGCCGCGCAGCACCGAGAGCAGCCCAGGCCAGCCCUCCUUCCACGAUGCGGCUGCCCUUCCUCUCCAGCUGCUCAGGCAGGGCCGCUGCCCUCCGUUCUGAAGGGGGCAUGCCCAGGAGUGCUGGCACAACCCGUGGGGUUUGCUCCAGCCCCUGCCAAGCCAUGGGGCAGGGACAUGGGUCCCAGGCUCCCCCCACGGCAUGCCGGGAGGUUUCUUCUAGAGCUAGGGCCCCCUCAGCCCCAGGCCGCUGCAGGAUGAGCCCCUGCCCCCCACGCAUCCUGCCAGAAGGAAGCUGGCCAAGCUCACUCUGCUACCAGUGCUGCCCUCCAGAAAAGCAGGAAUAAGCCAGCUGCACUGGAACUGCCCCAUACAAGGAAGGAUGUGUGAACUGGAGGAGGACCAGAGGGUCGUUCUUGUCAAAACGUCUCCUCUUCUCUUAGAGGAUCCAUUAAUACCCGGCUGGUUGGGCCAAAUGACUGAAUGUGGGGCUUUCGGACAUGGACCGACCAGCCCGCCAGGCUGCAGUCCGGCUCUCCCUGCCAGGGGGGCAUGUUGGGGGGGGGGCUCCUUUUUGCUCCAGCGGGUCAGCACCCCCCCCAUAGGGCUGACGCGCAAUGGCGCCUAGCACCUAGCAAUCUUCUGGGAUGUGACAGAGAACUGCUGGGAGGGCCCCUCUUGCGUUGGGGCCGCCUCCCCCUGCAGCCCCUCGGGGCUCCCCACUUUGACAAGGCCAAGGGGAGAAACCGCCUGUGACGAAGCCGGGCUGCGGCGCUUCCGCAGGGUCGAGGCUCCGCAAGUUGCCCGGCUCCCGCGGCGCUGCCUUGCUCCUGGACCAGGGCACUGGCGGGCUGGGCAGAGAGCGGAGCAUUGCAAGUGGCCCUGGGCCCUGUGAAGUCUCCCUCGGGGGGAAGCUGGGCCAGUGCUCCAUGCAAGGGAGCGUUCCGACGACUGCAGCAUUUCAGCCGAGGAGGCUGCAGCGUAUUUCCUGGAUAAAUAAAAAAAUUGACGAUC
Messenger RNA from Varanus komodoensis (Komodo dragon), 2102 nucleotides. RefSeq names its product WD repeat domain 54 (gene WDR54). The coding region runs from base 31 to 1044 and encodes 337 amino acids. The record is from RefSeq and is a predicted model, not a curated record. Gene Ontology annotation, molecular function: protein binding. Gene Ontology annotation, biological process: cilium-dependent cell motility; sperm axoneme assembly; cilium assembly. The transcript has 9 exons. NCBI's taxonomy places the organism in Eukaryota, Metazoa, Chordata, Lepidosauria, Squamata, Varanidae.